AGACUUGACUUGUAAAUCAUUCUGGUUCCAAAUUCUCUCUCUCACACAACACACUCAAGAAUCAGCUGAUCCAUGAGAGAGAGAGUUAUUGUUUCCUAUUUUUUUCUUCGAUGGAUAUAGAAAAAUAAGAAAAAAAUAGGAAACACAAUUGAGCCAACAAACAAAAGACAAAAGAUUUAUACUUUAUACACCCAACUCCAUUAUCACUACCAUACAAAAAGUUUUAGCAAACUGUUGUUUCUCCGAUUUCUCUUCGUUUUAUCUCCAAUUGUCGACGCAAAAUUUGUAUCAAUUUAUUAUCUACAUCAAAAGGUAAAAGGCUGUACCAAUUUCAGAUCUGGUUCUGUUCUCGGGUUUGAUAGUUCCCACACGAAGCGUAUCCGAUGCUUUUUCACUGUAGGAAUCCAAUUUUCUUUGAUUUUGAAUAACAUUUUUCUCAGAUCCGACAAAGUCCCAUAUUCCGAUUGUUUCGUUCAACAAUUAACAAAGUUCCAUAUGCCCUUUGUUUCCAUCAGUUUUCCAUUUGAAAUUCGGAGUCCAAGAAAUCUCGUUACGCUUACCGAUAAACGAAGUUUCACAUCGUCAAAUUCCCGAGAAAGCCUAUCACGAAGAACCCUAAAUUCCGUCUUUUCAUUUUGUUUCUUCUGAUAAAUUUCGAAAGUUUAUUAUAUUUUUUUCCCAUUCAGUCGUGAAUGGACACCGUCGGUGGUGAGAAACUCCGGGAUUUUCUAAGAAUUAAACAGGAUAAUAGUACGAACAUUAAUACUGGCGGCGGCCGAAACGACCCGGCGGGCCUAACAUUAACCGCUGUCUUGAGCGACAGAAGAUUACCGUCGGCAGGUUCGGAGGUGUCGUCACCGCCACGGAUCCAGUCUUUUCGAACACUGUUAGAUAUAAUCCAAGAAGACCAAACGUUUAACAAUGCGCGUAUGAAGGAUAACAAAAAGAGCUGGAAAGGUUUAAAAGGCAAGCUCCGCUUCGGCCGUGGUGGCUCCGUCCCCGGUUCAUCCUGGACCUCCUCCAUGCGCAUGCCCACCUCCGAAAUCCCCAUCAAUAGAAGCAACCAUAUAAACGCCGUGAAUAGUACAAGUAGCCGGAUGUUCAUGCUGCCAGCAUCCGCCGGGUUGCCUUACUUGGACCAGUCCACUCAGCCAGAUAUUGCCGCGGUGUCUGAUGCGGAUAGAGACCUGAUGUCGUCCCCCAGAAGCAGGCCAUCCCCGAGUUCGCAGAGGAAUGCGAACCGUGCGGAGGGGAGAACAAGCGAGGAUACUAAUUCAUUAUCAAUGCCAGGAGCAAGGGUAGAUGAAGGAGAUGAGGCAUCACCGACAGAGGCAGAACAAGUUCAAGGCGAAGGCGAGAGCGAAGAGGAGAUGGGAAACGAAGAGGGUGGAGGGGAGCAGCAGCCAGUGAGGAUGUCAUUAAUGGCGUUGUUGGCUGAGACAGAUAGGGAAAUGGGAUUGGGUGGAUCAGCGUACUCGACCGAGGAGGAGGAAGAUGACAGCGGCACCGCCUCCGCUGCCGUCGCCGCCGCCACCACUACCGAGUAUAACAGCUGUUGUGUGUGCAUGGUGAGGCACAAGGGGGCGGCGUUUAUACCAUGUGGACACACUUUUUGCAGACUCUGUUGUAGAGAGCUUUUGGUGCAUAGGGGAAGCUGCCCACUCUGCAAUAAUUACAUAGUUGAAAUUCUUGAUAUUUUCUGAUUAAUUCAUCAUCAUCAAAGAUUCAAAGAUUCAAAUUAUCCAAAAUAUUCUCACAGAAUUUUACCGGAAGAGACUCAUGUGUGUGGGGCCCAUGCUUUGAUAAAAAAUGCCAAAAAAAUCUCCCACCCUUGUCUAUAUUAAUUCUGUAAUUCAUCAGUUUGGUAGUGUAGAAGAGUUGUUGUAAUGAUUAUCAUUAUGGACGAGUUUCCUACAAGAAGGAAAACUUGGUGGUGUAAUUUAUAGUACCAAUAGGAAACUUGUGAACA
Messenger RNA from Olea europaea var. sylvestris, 1969 nucleotides. Its product is annotated as LON peptidase N-terminal domain and RING finger protein 3-like. The record is from RefSeq and is a predicted model, not a curated record. The transcript has 2 exons. NCBI's taxonomy places the organism in Eukaryota, Viridiplantae, Streptophyta, Magnoliopsida, Lamiales, Oleaceae. Bases 693 to 1703 code for a protein of 336 amino acids.